AUUGCAAAAUUGAGAAGAAAUAAAUUUAUAUAUAUAUAGAGAGGGAGAUGGGGCUUGAGAGAUUGGAAUUUGGAGUUAUUGUUAGGAAACUUAUGGUGAAAUCAGUUAAAACAUGUUAUAGAUCGGUUCGGAAUCAUCCAUUUUUGGUUGGUUUGGUUUGCUUUUUGAUAUUUUUGUAUAGAUCAUUUCCUUUGUUGUUUUCUGUUUUGGUUACUGCAUCUCCUGUUUUGGUUUGCACUGCUGUUUUGCUUGGUACGCUUUUGAGUUUCGGGUCACCAAACAUACCUGAAAUCGAUGAAAAGGAAGAAGAAGAGAAAGUUAGUCAUGAGGUUUCAUCAUUGAAAACUAAGGUUACUGAGGAUGAUACGGUUGUUGAGAGAGAUGUUGGUGAUGAUCAUUUUGUUGUAGAAAGACAUGUAGGGAAGAGGUGGGAUAUAGUAGAGAAUGCGGAUGAGAAAGUUAGUUUGGUUGAUAAUGAGGUCAGUGAAGUUGAGGAGGAUGAUGGUUCUGUUCGUUAUAAGCCAUUGGUUGAUGAGGAUUUGGAUUCUAGGGAUAUUCAUUGUGAGAAUGGGGUGGUUGAUGAAGUGGAGGGAACAAUGAAUGAUACAUUGGUGAAGAAGAAGAGAGAAAUUCAGGAGGAGAUUCUAGGAAGUGAAGGUGUGUUGAGUGCAGGGAAGGCUGCAGAGGAUGGACAUCUUUUGGCAGAUGAAGUAGGAGAUAGAAAUCUUAAUGUGGCGAAUGGUAAACUCGCAGCAGAUUUCAGUGAUAUACUGAGGGGUGAUGAAUUGGAUGCUUCUCUGGUGUCAUCUUGGAAGCGUGUUGGGGAUGAUGAGGACGGUGAUGAUCGUGAUGAUGAUGAUGAUGAAUCUAUGGACUCUGGUUCCGAUGGUGCUGAGAGUUCCUCUCCUGAUGCUUCUAUGGCAGAUAUAAUUCCAAUGCUUGAUGAAUUGCAUCCGCUUUUGGGCUCAGAAGCUCCGCAGCCUGCUCAGAUGUCUCAUGAUGGUUCUGAUGCUGCCUCAGAGAGCUCUCAUGGUAGUAGUAAUGAUGAAAGUGUUGAGUCAGAUGAGUCAGAAAACCAGGGAGAAGAAGAUAAUGAUGAUGAGGAGGAGGAGGAUGAGGAUGAGGAAGAAGGAGCAAAGGGAGAUAAAGAGGAUGAGAGUAAAUCUGCAAUUAAAUGGACAGAGGAUGAUCAGAAGAAUCUCAUGGAUUUGGGGACUUCUGAGCUUGAAAGAAACCAACGAUUGGAGAAUCUUAUUGCAAGGAGAAGAGCCCGUAAAAACAUGAGAUUGAUGGCAGAGAAGAAUCUAAUAGACUUAGAUAGUGCUGAUAUUCCCUUAAACAUCGCACCAAUUUCUACAACAAGACGUAACCCAUUUGAUCUUCCUUAUGAUGCCCAUGAUGACCUAGGGUUACCUCCUAUUCCUGGGUCAGCUCCAUCCAUUUUGCAGCCAAGAAGAAACCCGUUUGAUCUUCCUUAUGACUCGAGCGAGGAAAAACCUGAUCUUAAAGGAGACAGUUUUCAAGAAGAGUUUUCAGGUUUUAAUCAAAGGGAAACAGUUUCCCAAAGGGAAGCCUUCUUUCGACGACACGAAAGCUUCAAUGUGGGACCAUCAUCUUUGGGUGUUCCUCGGCAAGAGCUUAAGUGGAAACCUUAUUUUGUGCCAGAGCGGUUAGUGACAGAAGGAGCUAGCCCUUCCUCAUUCCAGAGGCAGUCAAGUGAAGUUAGUGAGUCGAAGUUGAGUUCUGUUCCUGAUACUGAAUCAGUGAGUUCUAUUGUGGAUGAGGAGGACAACAAGCCAAAUGAGCAAGAUGUUUCUCAAGAAACUGAACUGAUCUUGAAUGGAGAUCAUGCUUCUGUCCGUGAUGAACAAGAGAGCCAAUCAUCUGCGGAUGUUGAUGAAGCUGAGGAUAGAGAUGUUCACCAUGAUGUGGUUGAGAUCACAUUGGGAGAUGGAGAAAGUCAGCUGGAAAUGGAAUCAAGUUUGUCUGAAGCUGGAGCAACUACUAAUGUGGAACUCAAUGCAAACGAAAUUUAUCCAAGAACAGAGCCGGUUGAGGAGGAUCACAGCAGUAGAGCAAGUUUGUCAUCAUUAUCAGAAAUAGAUGAAAAGAUAUCCGAUGUCAAAAGAGAAGGAUCUGCAGGUUUUGAACUCACGGAUCAUGACAUUAAAGAAUCUGGCAUUUCUACACAACCUUCAUUUGAGGAGUCAGAGCUCCAUUUUACAAGUAGGGUGGUGGAUGAUAUUCAACAUAGGGAGCCUGUUUAUGAUUCAAGUCCUUCAUCAGUUGAGAAGCUCCUCUCCUUUGUGUCAGUCUCAUCUGACACACAAGCUGAGAUAUCUGAAAUAGGUUCACCCUCAAUGUUGGUUGAGCCUACUGAUAAGGAACUUGAGGGGCAUGGUGAAACAACUGAGCGGGGCGCUUCUAGUUUUGAAGAGAUGCAUGCAGCAUCCUCAAAUUUGCUUAUUGAAAAUGAACCAAGGUCAAGGGAUCUGCCAGAGAUUAGUGAGCAUGAUGUUACGCAUGCUGGUUCAUCAGGGGUUUCUUCUGCUUCUGCUGAUCAUAAUGUAUCAAUGGUGGCUGAACCUGUGGUCGAGGUCGAACACGUUUCAACAGGUGCAGGGUCAUCAUCUUUGGACGAGGGAUUGCUGGAGGAUGUCCUAGUUAAGGAAGAAAGCUUUAAUCAGAAUCAAGUGGAGUUAUCAAGCCUUGGUGCUGAGACAACUCUUGGGGUUGACCAAGGUAUUAAUGAGGUGUUGGAUUCUUCACCAGAGGAACAACUGCAUCCAAUGCACCCUUACGAAUCUUCAGAGGCCGAACCUGUAGAUCAUCAUGCAGUUGAUAAAGAAGACACUCAGCUUGAGCAAGAUGAAAUUCAUUCAUCAAGUUCAUCAGAGGAUAACUUAGUAGAGGGCACUGUUAUGCCUAAGGAAGAAAUCAACCAGACUGAAUGUGAUCAAAUGUAUUCAUCAAACGCUGAUGCAAGUCUUGAUGUUGAUGGCGACCAUGACAAGGGCGAGGAGUUGUCUUCCUCAGCUUUAAGUUGCCAGCAUAUGCCUUCCAAUGAUGUAAGUUCAUCCACACCAGAGGAAUCAUCAGGUCAUGAAGUGGUGGCUCCAGUAGUUCACUCUUCAGAGGCUGAUGUCAUAGAGGAGGAUAAAAAGGAUCCUGAAAUGGAUCAAGUUCAAUCAUUAUGUUCUGGUUCUAAGAUUGAUACUGGUCUCGACCUUGAUAUGGAUGUGGAGGAAAUUCCUUCAGGCUCUAGUUAUCAAGACGUGCCUUCUAGAGAAAACUCUUCACCAGAAGCGGAGAAGCAGCUGUCUUGGUCUGAUAAAUCUUCAGAUGAACCACCCAUUGAUGUCCACGAUAAGCUUGAGGAACAAUCGAUCUUUGCAACUGAGUCUAGAGGGGGAGUAGACAUUGUCAACGAUGAUGUAAAUGUACAUGAAGUUCAUGAUUCGAAGGACAUCCUAUCAACAAAUUUCUCUUCCAUAACUUCAGAGCCGACUUCUUUUCCUGUUGAAAGUCCUGAACAUACGUUGCCAAUCAAUCGAGAAGAUUUGAAAUACAAGAUCCUAAACGAAAUUGAAAGUGAGGGCCCCAAAGAGGCAUCAGAACACUUUAAUUAUGCAGCAGAAGUAUAUGCCACUCAUGUUGAUGAUGAAAAUAUCAGUGAAGAGGUUGAUGAGAUUAAAGAGAUUGAUGAAGGAAUACUUUCAGAAUUGGAUACAGUUGGGGACUUUAAUGUCAAGGAAAUUGGUUUACCAGAGUUAUCUCAUGUUGGCUAUGGUGAAUCUGCCAUGUUACCAGAAGAUAUAAAGACUGAGACCAAUGUGGAGCUGCCUGUUCUUGAAGCCAGAUCAGUGGAAGAUAUUGAUUUGGCUUUUAAGCAACUUCAUGAUGGAGUAGAUGUUGUGAAAGUCAUUCUUCCAAGUAUGAUUGAUAAUCAGCAGGAUCCCGCAGAUACCAAUUCAAAGUUACCUGUUGUCGAUGCAAGAUCUCUGGAGGAUAUACACAGUGCUUUACAACAAGUCCCAGAAUCUAAUCCAACUGAGCUGCCACACUCAUUGGACUUAGGGAAUGGAUCAUCAGAAGUAGAGGGGCAUGAUGUGGUUUCUACUAAAGAGAUUGAAGUUAGCAAUGUAGUAUCUGGUAUUCAAGAAAGCAGUGAUAGUGCUGCUGGUGAAGCAAAAAAUGAAUAUGAAGAAGCCUCUGAAAAAUCAAGUCUGAGCAUAUCCGACCAUAAAGGUAAGAAGGCAAAAUCUCAUGACUCAAGUUCUAGUUCCAGCUCAAGCUCCAGUGAUUCUGAAUGACAGCAAUGAAACAUAGUCCAGAAAGAAAGUAAAGUAGAGAGUUUGGCUGUUUGAGUUUUCUUCUAUGGUUCUUUUUCUCCCCCUCCUUUGCAGAGUUGAGUUUUUGGGUUUUCUAGUUUGGUUACCAUCAUGUUUUUGAUUAAUGGUAGUCACGUUCUGUUGAGUUUUUGAUUGAUUGAUUUGAUUUCUUCAAGAAUGACCUUUGGUUUGAUUUCUUGAAGUUUGAUUUCAUUUUUUUCUUCUUUUUUGGUUUUUUCUGCCUUUCAAGUGAGGCAAUUUGAAGUUUUCGAUUGAUUUUUGUCCUUGAAUAUUUUGUAAAUUAUAUUUUGGUUGUAGAAGAGAUGAAGUGUUCAAUUCUAAUAUAUUUGUGCAUUUGUUUUCA
This is a messenger RNA of Theobroma cacao (cacao), 4695 nucleotides long. The record is from RefSeq and is a predicted model, not a curated record. NCBI's taxonomy places the organism in Eukaryota, Viridiplantae, Streptophyta, Magnoliopsida, Malvales, Malvaceae.